CAACUAACGCCACACAGCAGUGCAACACUGCAGCGUACUCUGUUCUCCGCCUUCUCUCCCGCCGCCGGCGGCUUCACCACCCUCACGGCAGUCAAGCUUUUCGUGCUCUGGACUUCUGUGAACACUGAAGGAGUAAGAAUGGAAAAGGUCUCAGAUGAUUAUGGAGCUUUCAUUGACAAAUUCACACUUCAACCAAACUCUUCUUCUCCACAACUUCCUUUACAUGGCCUCACCUUUGCUGUAAAAGACAUAUUCGAUGUGAAUGGGUAUGUGACUGGAUUUGGGAAUCCAGAUUGGGCAAGGACUCAUUCUGCUGCAACAUCUAAUGCACCUGUGAUUUUGGAUCUUCUAAAGGCAGGUGCCACCGGUGUUGGCAAGACUUUCAUGGAUGAAAUGGCAUACAGUAUAAAUGGUGAGAAUAUCCAUUAUGGGACACCCAGAAAUCCUUGUGCUGCAGAUAGGGUUCCUGGAGGGUCUUCUAGUGGAUCUGCUGUUGCUGUCGGUGCAAUGCUAGUGGACUUUUCCUUAGGUACCGACACGGGGGGAAGUGUAAGAGUCCCUGCAUCAUACUGUGGGAUAUUUGGAAUCCGACCAUCUCAUGGAGUUGUUUCAACUACUGGAGUUAUUCCAAUGGCACAAAGUUUUGAUACAGUUGGAUGGUUUGCUAGGGAUUCUUCAAUCUUGAAGCGAGUUGGGAAAGUCUUAUUGCCAUCUCAAGACUUGCUUCCUGUUAGACCUAAUCAAAUUAUCAUUGCAGAGGAUUGUUUCAAGCUUCAAGACUUUUGGGGCAGCCAAUUCACAAAAGCUCUGAUAAAUUCAAUAGAAAAGUUAUAUGGACGCGAGACCAUUAAACACACUCAUCUGGGAGAAAUUGUUAAGGAAAAUGUUCCAAGUUUGAAACCUUUCAUGAGCCAGGGAUCUGAAGGUCAAGAAUACAUACCCUCGCUAUUAGCUCUUUCAAAUGCUAUGCGAUUGCUUCAAAGAUACGAAUUCAAGGAGAACCAUGGUGAAUGGGUUAGUACAAUUAAGCCCAAUUUAGGUCCUGGAAUAGCAGAACGAGUUUGGGAAGCCCUCAAGACCACAGAUGAAAAGAUUGAUGUCUGCCUCUCUGUAAAGGCUGAACUAAAAGAAGCUCUUGCUGCACUCCUAGGGGAUGCUGGCAUCCUUGCUAUCCCCACAGUUCCUGGACCUCCACCGAAGCUACAGACAGACCCCACAAGCUUGGAAGCCUUUCGUGUCAAAGCUUUUAGUCUACUAUCCAUUGCCGGAGUAUCAGGAUUUUGCCAGGUGAACAUACCCCUCGGAGUACAUGGCAAUCUUCCUGUAGGAAUUUCAUUGUUGGCAAAGCAUGGGUCUGAUCUUUUCCUACUCGAUAUUGUUGAUACUAUCUAUGGAACUCUCAAGGAACAGGUUGAAUUGCUAAAAGAGUGAUUACUGAACUUCAUUCAUAUGUUGCUGCUGUAAAUCAGAUUCCAAUUAGUGUGUUGAUUGUCGGUGGCCUUCCAACAUGCUUUUUAUUGACUGCAAAUGCCAUAAAUGUUGUCAAAUGUCAUCACUGGACAGCUUGACUAUUUAAACUCUUAGCUAAAAAUGCCACUUGUGGUCCAACCCCCACCUUAGACACUAAUGCAAUUAAAGAAGCUGUCGUUGCAUGGCAUGGAUUGG
This is a messenger RNA of Ipomoea nil (Japanese morning glory), 1665 nucleotides long. RefSeq names its product amidase 1. The transcript is spliced from 10 exons. The coding region runs from base 139 to 1431 and encodes 430 amino acids. The record is from RefSeq and is a predicted model, not a curated record. NCBI's taxonomy places the organism in Eukaryota, Viridiplantae, Streptophyta, Magnoliopsida, Solanales, Convolvulaceae.